AUGCCCCCCAUAAUCGGGGAAACGCUGCGCGUAUGGUUUUUUUCGGCGCUGGUCGUGCACGGAGCUGUUGCUGGAAAUCCGGACGCGAAACGCCUUUACGACGACUUGCUGUCCAAUUACAACAAACUCGUGCGCCCCGUGGUAAACACCUCAGACGUGCUGCGCGUAUGCAUCAAGCUUAAGCUCUCGCAACUUAUAGAUGUGAACUUGAAGAAUCAGAUUAUGACAACAAACCUGUGGGUCGAACAGUCAUGGUACGACUACAAACUGCGAUGGGAGCCUAAAGAGUACGGUGGAGUUCAAAUGUUGCACGUGCCGUCCGAUCACAUAUGGCGGCCUGAUAUAGUGCUCUACAACAACGCCGACGGGAACUACGAGGUGACGCUGAUGACCAAGGCCACGGUCUACUAUUCGGGAUUGGUCGUGUGGCAACCGCCGGCCGUAUAUAAAUCCUCCUGCUCCAUCGACGUUGAGUUCUUUCCGUACGACGUACAGACCUGUGUUUUGAAGUUAGGCUCCUGGACCUAUGACGGCUUUAAGGUCGAUCUAAGACACAUGGACGAAAAAUCGGGGAGCAACGUGGUGGACGUGGGAGUUGACCUGUCCGAAUUCUAUAUGUCGGUAGAAUGGGAUAUUUUAGAAGUUCCUGCAGUUCGGAACGAGAAGUUUUACACUUGCUGUGACGAGCCCUACUUGGACAUCACGUUCAACAUCACGAUGAGGAGGAAAACCCUCUUUUACACAGUGAACAUUAUCAUCCCCUGUAUGGGGAUAUCGUUUCUCACGGUUCUCACGUUUUACCUGCCUAGCGACAGCGGUGAAAAGGUAACGCUUUCCAUCUCAAUUCUCAUCAGUCUGCACGUGUUCUUUCUACUGGUCGUCGAGAUCAUCCCACCGACUUCGUUGGUUGUGCCAUUGCUUGGAAAGUACCUGAUAUUUGCCAUGAUACUCGUCUCGAUAAGUAUAGGCGUUACUGUGGUUGUUCUCAAUGUUCACUUCCGUUCACCACAAACACACAAAAUGGCCCCUUGGGUGAAAAGAGUUUUCAUACACAUUCUUCCACGACUAUUAGUCAUGAGGAGGCCUCAAUAUAAAUUUGACACUAGCAGGUACACUUCCGGCAGAGUGCUAAUGAGGACCGUCAGAGGAAGGGAGAAGACUUGCUAUUAUCCUUACCACACGCCGACUCAGGAAGACAGUGAAGAACAUCUUACACCCAAGAGAUUCCACAGCCGUCCUCCAUCAAAGGAAGAUCUCUCGCCUUCCAGCCUUACAGACGGUGAGAGAUUUGGAGGCAGUUGCUUGAUUCAUGGCCCCACGAUACCACCGUUACCGUUGCACACCGAGUGCGAAGAUCUCUCGGUCUCCGGAGAAGCAGGCAUAGAGGAAGUCAAAAGUCCUGCGCUGCAAAGCCCACCUGCCUUCUCACACUCCCGUUGUCCACCGGAGUUACACAAGUCCUGCAUCUGCGUGCGUUUCAUUGCGGAGCAUACUAAAAUGCUCGAUGAUUCGACUAAGGUAAAGGAGGAAUGGAAGUAUGUGGCGAUGGUGCUGGAUCGCCUGUUCCUCGUGAUCUUCACUCUGGCGGUUUUGGUGGGUACUGCAGGUAUCAUUCUACAAGCACCGACUCUUUAUGACGAUCGAGUGCCCAUCGACAAGAAAUUUAGCGAAUUCGCUACCACAACGGUGGUAAAAUGUCCGCCCCAGUAG
This is a messenger RNA of Cyphomyrmex costatus, 1710 nucleotides long. RefSeq names its product nicotinic acetylcholine receptor alpha4 (gene nAChRalpha4). Gene Ontology annotation, molecular function: acetylcholine-gated monoatomic cation-selective channel activity; transmembrane signaling receptor activity. Gene Ontology annotation, biological process: monoatomic ion transmembrane transport. Gene Ontology annotation, cellular component: postsynaptic membrane. Lineage: Eukaryota; Metazoa; Arthropoda; Insecta; Hymenoptera; Formicidae. The transcript has 11 exons. Bases 1 to 1710 code for a protein of 569 amino acids. The record is from RefSeq and is a predicted model, not a curated record.